Messenger RNA from Aegilops tauschii subsp. strangulata, 1497 nucleotides. Its product is annotated as protein IRON-RELATED TRANSCRIPTION FACTOR 2. Gene Ontology annotation, cellular component: RNA polymerase II transcription regulator complex. The record is from RefSeq and is a predicted model, not a curated record. Lineage: Eukaryota; Viridiplantae; Streptophyta; Magnoliopsida; Poales; Poaceae. Gene Ontology annotation, biological process: regulation of transcription by RNA polymerase II. Gene Ontology annotation, molecular function: protein dimerization activity; DNA-binding transcription factor activity, RNA polymerase II-specific; RNA polymerase II transcription regulatory region sequence-specific DNA binding.
GCACCUGGCUACUACCACACUAGGCCCCCUCUCAUCUCCACCAUCAUCUCUAACCUCUCAGAGAUCAAGCAGAAGCCAGCUGCGACCUGCGAGCAAUGGGGCACCAGCACCAGAUGUUCAACGACCCCUUCGCGAGCAGCAUGUCGUCACUGGAGGAGGACAUGUUCUCCGGUGCCGGCGGCUACCACCACCUCACGCCUUCCAUGCAGUGGCCGGGCUUGGAUAACGACAUACCGUCAGCACCGGCUGCCAACAACGCCACCUCCUCCGGCGGCUCUGGAUCACACCGAAAGAUGAGUCACAACGCGUACGAGCGUGACCGCCGCAAGCAGCUCAACGAGCAAUAUUCCUCCCUCCGCUCCCUCCUCCCCGAUGACGACCACAAUAAGAAGAUGAGCAUUCCGACCACGGUGUCGCGGGUGAUCAAGUACAUCCCGGAGCUGCAGAAGGAGGUAGACGGCCUGGAGAAGAAGAAGGAGGAGCUGAGGCGGGCCAGCUACGAGCAAGGCGCCAUGAGGCAGAACACGGCCCCGAUCGUGUCCGCCACCUGCCUCGACGACAGGGAGAUCAUGGUCCAGGUCAGCCAGGUGAGCACCAUGGCCGGAGCUCUGCCCAUGUCCAAGUGCAUCAAGGUGCUGGAGAAUCAAGGCCUCCGCCUCAUAAAUUCCUCGACUUCCGCGUUCCAGAACAGGACGUUCUACAGCCUCCAUCUUCAGAGAACCCAGCGAACAAUGAGCAAGGAGGGCCAAACAUUUUGUAACGAACUGGAGAACGUCGUGAAGCAAAAGGCGGGACAACAUCUGCAUCAUUAGUGGAUUAUAACAUAAUAAUGGUGCAUGUCAUCAUACAUAACUACCAUGAAUCAAAAUGCAUGCCAUAGAUAUAGGACAAUAAUCUCAGAUAAAUAGUACUGAUGCACGCAUGAUAGUAUAAUACAGUGUGUUCCAUAUAACUAAUAUAGUGUAUACAUUUCUGGUCCUAUAUUUUCAUCUUCAUCAUGUACCAGGCAUGUGCGCAACUUCGCGAUGAGCAUAAUUAGUAUGCAUGAAACAGUGGAGAAAAUAAAUAUAGAGAUGGCCGUGAAGCAGUGGCAUGCAUAAAACACACGCCAUUGUCGAUGUAAUUCUUAUGUAUAAAUGAAUAUAUAAUGAUGUUACAAUGUCGAAAGCAUGUGUGAUUACUGUUUGUAUAUCGGUGUAUAGCCUGUAGUGCUUCUUGCUUGUUCGUGUUCAGGUUUGGCAUUUUUCGGGGGGAAACAAUUUGUUUUAGGAGUACAAGGGAAACAGUUGCCGUUUGAAAUUCAAGCUGGCCCGCUGCGAACCAGCGGUGUGGCGCUGGCCUAGGUGCGCGCAGCCCAGCUCGUUGGAGCGAAGGCCCGUGUGCAGUGGGGAGGAGCGACUGCUAAGCCGGCCGGGUGACAAGGCACGCAAUGUGUCCGGCCUAUCAAAGAACCGAACCGAGUUUGUAAUUUCAUUUUUGACAGAGUUUGUUAUUUCU